Molecule: messenger RNA, 4864 nt
Organism: Zeugodacus cucurbitae (melon fly)
Lineage: Eukaryota; Metazoa; Arthropoda; Insecta; Diptera; Tephritidae
Product: putative methyltransferase C9orf114
Exons: 2
Coding region: 143-1651 (502 amino acids)
Source: RefSeq, a predicted model, not a curated record
UCAAAGAAUUAUAUUCACCACACUAUUAUUGUCAUUUUCUACACGUGCAUAUCCCAAAUAUAAUAUUAUAAACAAUUUCUAUAAUCCAUAAUUUAAAUUUUCCGGUAUUUUUUGGCAAAGGAAUUGCAUAGCUAAUUUUAAAAUGCCGCCAGUGUUGACAGGGAAAGAGCCACCAAAGUCGUGGAAAAAAAUUAAUGAGGAGCGAAAAGCGUUAAAAAAGCAACGUAAGCAGGAGAAACUGCUCAAAGAUUUGGAAAAGAAUUCACAAUCCGAACUCGAUGCAGCUAAGGCUAAUAUAGAAACUACAACCAAUUGUAAAGCGCAGCCUUCUACAAUUAGCAUAGCGGUACCUGGUUCCAUAUUAGAAAAUGCACAAUCCUCCGAACUACGUUCCUAUGUAGCGGGUCAAAUCGCGCGUGCUGCUUGCAUUUUUCGUGUACAUGAAGUAAUAGUAUUCGACGAUGUGGGUAUGGCAACGGCGCGUGAAACCAAACGUAAUUACGAUUCUGAAGAUGGUGAAGAAAAAAUAAAUGAUGGUGAUAGCCGACCGACAACAGUGCGUAGCAGUUGCUUGCAAUUAGCGCGUAUCCUCCAAUACUUGGAGUGCCCUCAGUAUCUGCGAAAAUUCUUCUUCCCCUUACAUAAAGAUUUGCAGUACUCGGGGUUGUUGAAUCCAUUAGAUACGCCACACCACUUACGUCAACAAAAUGUGUUUCUAUAUCGUGAAGGUAUUAUUGCAGAUAAGCAAGCAAAAGACGGACAUUCUUAUGUUAACGUGGGCCUAUUAAAUGACGUGUUAGUUAAUAAAGCCAUCGAACCAGGUGUUCGCGUCACUGUUAAGCUGGAUAAAGUGAAAGAUAACAACAAGAAGCUGCGAGGCAAAAUUGUCAGUCCAGAUGAACCGCGACGCGAAACUGGCAUAUAUUGGGGUUAUACUGUACGCAUUGCGCAUUCCCUUGCCGAUAUUUUCACAAAGUCUCCAUAUACAGGAGGUUAUGAUCUUACAAUAGGCACUUCAGAUCGUGGCACUAAUGUGCACGAGGUGCCAAAUCGAUCUUACAAGUUUAAUCAUUCGCUAAUUGUAUUCGGCGGUUUAAAAGGCCUCGAAGCGGCACUGACAAAUGAUGAAAAACUGAAUGUAGAUGACCCAGCUUUACUCUUCGAUCAUUAUGUGAAUGUGUUGCCGCGUCAAGGCUCGCGUACAAUACGCACGGAGGAGGCAUUGUUAAUUGCCUUAGCAGCACUUCAGGAAAAGUUCGAACCCAAUGUACCGGAAGUGGAGGAGAAGCUUGAGGAAUACCAACUGCCGCGCAGUGAUGAUACUGGCAUCCGACCGGAUGUGAUUAAAAGUAAUAAGAAAAACAAAAAACGAAAAUUUACUGAACAUGCAAACGGUCAAGAGGAUAACCAAUUAUAUCAGCGGAAGGAUAUAAUGGAAAACAAAAGGUCAACGGUGAAGGCAAAAAAUGAAAAACAAGGCGAGACUUUAACAUCCCCAGAAUUUGAAUCAAAAUCUAAAAGAGUAGAUCCAAAUCUAUUUAAUAAUGCCUCGAGUGCGAUUGAUGAUGAUGACUUCGAAGUAGUCUCAACGAAUGAAGUCAAAUCAAUGGUAUCAUCAACGAAUUUAGGGGAUCUAAGUCGUUUUGACUAGCUGGUUUACUAAUUAAUUCUUCAUUAAAUUUUUAGAAAAACAAACUAGCACAAUAAUACGCAUUUUAAGGACAGACUUUUGAAAGUUCGUUUAACAAGAUUUCUAAGAUUUAUCAUUGGAUCAAAAUGGAUAUGAACAUUUUGUAUAUACACAUGUAAUUAUUGACAUUAAAUCAACAAGUUAUUUACCUUUUCCGUUUUACCUUGUAAAUAAUCUUAAUGAAUCUGUUGUAAUAAAAAUAUUGACGUCUCCAGUUCCCACCACAAUGAAUCAAUCCGAAAAUAUAUGUUUUGUGUAAAGUUUUAUUAUCUAUUACUAGUAAUCCACGCUCACGUUUAGCUAUUAGUUCAAGCUCCACUUAAAAUUAGUUUUCUGUUUGUAAUACAUACAUAUGUAUAUGUAUAUGAAAUUUACACACUCGAAACUAAGGAUACCGUUCAUGAGCGAAUGUAGCGAAUAAUAUGGUGAACUACAGAUGAAAUAUUUGCUUCGAAAUCUUUUAUAUUUUUCUGAGUACAUCUACAUAUUUAUUUGAAUCUAUGCACAUCUACACAUAUAUUUAUAUGCACAUAUACAAACGCGUUAUAAUCCGAUAAAACUUUGUGAAAUUCUUUGUACGGAACAGUUAUGCCAAUAACAGUUGGUUAAUUUUUUCUUAUAUUCUAAUUUUGGUUUGUAUAAUACAAAAAUUUACCAAUAACCCAGAAUUCUUUAUGACCUAUUGUUUUAACUGAUUAGGUUCUGUUAAUUCUACAUUUCAAUACAUUCUUAGGUACCAUGACAUGUGCUUACACGUAUUUUUUACUGUUAAAUAUAAAUUAAUUUAUAGAAAUGCACAUAAUUGAAUAAAAAAACUAUAGAUAAAUAAUGACUAAUGUUUGAAGAGAAAUGCCAUGUUAUGAAAAUGUUAUGUGGUUUUAACUAAACUUGUUGAAGUAAAACUGGAAAAACGCACGAGCGUCAAAAACAUCCACCUUUCUGAAAACCCAACUCGCUCCCCAAUCCUCAGAAGGGGUAUGUUUCCUGCGGUGAGUCACAUAAAGUAACGUGUCAAUUUUUGGAAUAUCUAUUUAUGAGGCUGAUGCACAUUUUAUGGACUGAACAAAAUUAAAGGCAUUUCCGUUGAAAUUUUAUUACUUACAUAAAAAAUAAAUAAAUACAAUUACACUGUUCUGGUUCUAUUUGCAUUUUGUUGUUUUAACAAUUACAUUUCCUCUUUGCCACAUUUUUUUUUCAUUGAGUUGAUAUGAAAUGCGCACAAACAUAUGUAUGUAUGUAUGUAUAAAUAUGGUAUUUGGUAUGAAACUUAUUAACUAAUAUAUUGUACAUUAUUCUCUAUAAUUUCUUUCAAUUGUAAUACUUUUUCAUUAUUUAUCAUUUCGCUAUACACAAUUUAGCGAAUAGAAACUUAAUUAAACCACUCACAAUCGUGGAAGUUUAAGCUUGAAAGUUAAAAAUCUCGUAUGUCCGUCGCAUUCCGACAAUAUCCUCGAAGCACUGUGGCGGCAUCUUGUAAAAAGGCAUACACUCAAUAACAAGUAUAUAACUAUGAAGUGCCAGCGAAAGUAAAAGUUAAUGUAAGACUCAAAAAAAGAAUAUAUGUACUCGUAUAUCUUAUAAGUAUCUUCACAGUAUGUGCACUACAUUUUUCUUUUGCAUGUUUUCGUUGAAUUCUUGACAAUGUUGUAACGUGGCCGUAAUAAUAACUCGAAAAUUAAGGAAUCAUAUUCUAAAAUUGUGUGAGGUGAAUAAGGUAAAAUAGCAGACCCCGUCUUUCGGGGUACGUAGUACCGUUAACAUCAACUAAAUAUAGUAAGAAGCCACGUUAUCGUCGGAAAUUAUCAACUAUGGAAUGUAUGUGUUGUGAAAACGAGUCUCUGGGAAGACAUCCUCCUCCAUUUCAAUGCGCGUAUCACUAUUGCCAAGCAACGACUCGGCAUCCUCCUCCAAAUGACGUAUCGGAUAGCUGAUGCCAUCACCCAUGCUGAACGUAAAGGUAGAAAUUCAUUUCUAUACUAUAAUUGCUAAUAUAAAUUGUUCGAAACACAAAAGUUUUCACAUUCGAGCAGACCAAUAUACAUAAAUACUUGGGGACUCUCCGCGUCUAGGAAAUGUAUUCAAUACAUAUAUUGCAUAGGGAGAAAUCCCGAUGAAACGAAAAUAUAUGGACUGUACUUUUGCAUUGCACGGCUUUUCUAGACGUAGAGGAUCCCCCCAAUUCGAUUUUCGGAAGACUAAACUUUAUGAAUCAAGUUUUCUUUUGCUGAAUAAAACAUUAAAUUUAGAUACAAUACGUAUUUUUUAUAAAUAAAGUGAAUUUCAUGCACAACUACUCAUCGCUCUUUCAUAAAAAGCUGCUGACUAGCGUCUGAAAGUGAAUUUGGCAAAUUAAAAACACAAAACUGCUUCGCAUAAUUCCAUUGCUUACAUAAUUAAGCAACUACUAAAUACAUUUAAAGGAUCAAAGAAUUCAUUGUACGCAAUUCGGCUUUAAAAGGUAUAUUUAAUUAUGAAUGUGUUACAAAAUUAUACAGUAUGUAUGUAUGUAGUCGAUAUACAGAUAGAUUGAUACAUUUUUCGGUAAAAUAUACACACUUAGCAUGAGGGUAUUACAUUGAUAAAUAAUAUUUUAUGCAGCAUGGAAAAUAUACAACAAAUACACAUGUAAUUAAGGGUAAAGUCAUUAUAAAAGUCAUGAGUAACUGUGAGCUUUUAGCCGGUUGGCUUGCAUGCCCUUUCUAUUUGAAUUUUUCCAUAAUAAGUUGAAAGAAGCUUCAAUCACAUGAAAAGCAGAAUGAAGAGUUAAAUGAAAUAGUUUAGAAUGUCAAAAAUAUUAAAUACCAAAAAUAAUUAAUUUUGAAUAAAAGUAUAAAAGGCUUAAUCUAACAAGCAAUUACUUAAUAUUAUUCUAGUGGAUACAUGUAUACAUGUACAUAUACAUAUGUGUUUGUAUACACAGAUAGACAUUUGUUCUUGCGAUUUUUAAAUGACUACCGUUCUAUUAACAAUUAGGCAUACACAUACAUAUAUAUAAAACAUUGAUUUAUUUUUUUUUUAUUCCUACAUCUCCCUUUGUCGAGUGUAUACCUAGCUUAGUUGUUUAAAUGCAGUGUAUAUUGUAAAACUUUUCAGCGACGUAUUUAUAGUGUUCAACGCCUUUGUCCGUACCGCAAAACUAAAAAGAUAUAUUUAAGGAAAUCUUCGCAAUACAAA